This is a messenger RNA of Anopheles marshallii, 1593 nucleotides long. RefSeq names its product cytochrome P450 4c3-like. Bases 1 to 1593 code for a protein of 530 amino acids. The record is from RefSeq and is a predicted model, not a curated record. Lineage: Eukaryota; Metazoa; Arthropoda; Insecta; Diptera; Culicidae. Gene Ontology annotation, molecular function: heme binding; iron ion binding; oxidoreductase activity, acting on paired donors, with incorporation or reduction of molecular oxygen. The transcript has 5 exons.
AUGAGUUCGAUUUUGUGGUGUGAUUUGCUGCCAAAAGCACUUCAACUGCUGUCACCGUCAGCUUGGAUAGUAGUGCUGGGAGUAGUAGCUUCAACCGUCAUCUUCUACCGUCAUCGGACAGAGAUAGUGAAACACAUAAAUCGCAUUCCUGGACCACCUGCGCUGCCAUUGCUGGGCAACAGUUUGCAAUGGUUGGUUGAUCGAGAUGAAAUGUUUAGUACGAUCCAUGGAGCAAGGAUGCUGUAUGGACGACGCCAAGGAUUUAACCGGGUCUGGGCCGGAUUGAAGCCUUAUGUAUUGAUCUCUAAAGCAACUGCCGCUGAGAAAAUUCUCUCUAGCUCCAAGAACAUCGAGAAAGGCCGUGACUAUGACCUACUGAAACCAUGGAUCGGCACGGGUCUGCUGACGAGCCAUGCUGCUAAAUGGCACCAACGUCGUAAGAUGUUAACGCCAACCUUCCACUUCAAAAUUUUGGCCAACUUCGUCGAGGUGUUUAACAAACAGAGCUUUGUCCUGGUACGACAGCUGGAGAAGCAGCUUAACAACACCGAGGGAUUCGAUUGUACGAUCUACGCCACGCUGACGUCCCUAGACAUUAUCUGCGAAACCGCUAUGGGGUAUCCUAUCCACGCGUUGGAAAAAUCCGAUUCGGAAUACGUGAAGGCUCAUGAGAAGAUAUCCGAAAUCAUCCUAGAGCGCUUGCAGAAAUUUUGGUUGCGUCCAGAUUUUAUUUUCCAAUUUACCAAGGCGCACAGUGAACAUGAGCACUGUUUGAAGAUAUUGCACGACUUUGCCUACAGCAUGAUCAACAAACGGCGGGAAAUGUAUCAGCUGUGCAAAAAACCAACAAAAUCAUCGGAGUCUGGAUCCUGCGUGGAGACCGGCAACGUGGAAACAACUGGCCAACGAAAACAGCUCGCUUUCUUGGAUCUCUUGCUGGAGCUUUCGGAAGAUGGUCAGACACUGUCCGAUGCAGACAUUCGCGAAGAGGUGGAUACGUUUAUUUUAGGCGGACAUGAUACGACUGCCACCGCGCUGGCAUGGAUGCUUUAUCUGCUGGGUACAGAGCCAACUGUACAGGAGCGUGUCUUCCAGGAGAUAGACGGCAUCAUGGGUGGCGAUAGAGACCGGCAUCCAACGAUGGCGGAGCUCGGAGAGAUGCGUUAUUUGGAGUGCUGCUUAAAAGAGAGCCUACGGCUAUUUCCAAGCAUCCCGAUGCUGUCACGUACACUCGCAACAAGCGUGGAUAUCGAAGAAUUUCACAUUCCGAGUGGAACGAAUGCCGUGAUCAUGCUCUAUCAAUUACAUCGCGAUCCACAGUAUUUUCCAAAUCCGGAGAAAUUUAACCCAGAUCGCUUCUUGCCCGAAAACAGUUCCAAUCGUCAUCCAUACUCCUACAUUCCCUUUAGUGCGGGUCCACGAAACUGCAUUGGGCAGAAGUUUGGUGCACUAGAAGAGAAGGCAGUGAUAUCGGCGGUGGUGAGAAACUAUAGAAUCGAAGCGGUACAACGGCGCGAGGAUCUGAUACUGUACGGGGACUUAGUAUUGCGCACCAAGGGAGGCCUGAAGAUACGAAUCCAGAGAAGAGUCUAG